AUGGCCUCGGCUUCCACACAGUGUCUCCCCACUGAGAUCAUCUGCUCCAUCUGCAAGGACACGUUCACAGACCCUGCCACCAUUAGGUGCGGGCACCGAUUCUGUACGCCCUGCCUCUGUCUCUUGUGGGAAGAUGCCCCGACAGUUACUUGCUGUCCUGUGUGCAAGGUGGUGUCUCCAAAAAUGGACCUCAAAAGCACUAUUCUUGCUAAGAAACAUAUUCGUUCUACUGGAAACUCAGUUAUCUGCCAGUUACCUGGCUCUGCCAAGCAGACGUGUAGGACACACCAAGUGAUAAAGCUCUACUUCUGUGAAGCUGACAAGAGCCUGCUGUGUUUGUUCUGUGCUAGCUCCACAGGGCAUGCCACUCACAAACACUAUUCAAUAAUGCAGGUUGCAGAGCACUACAGGGAGCACCUUCUGAUGCAAAUGAAGUCUAUUUGGAAAAAGAAACAGGAAAAUCAACGAAAUAUAAAAAAAGUGACCAACACAUUCAGAGCAUGGGAGGGUUUUAUAAAUCUACGACUGGUGAUGAUACGAGCUGAAUACCCUAAAGUGUGUCAGUAUCUCCAGGAAGAAAAGCAAAAACAUUUAGAGAUGUUGGCGAUUGAAGGCGCAGUUAUUUUCCAGCGACUCAAUAGAAAUGUAGCCAGAAUGAUUCAUAUGGGGAAACUCCUGAGAAAAAUAUAUGAGGAACUGAAGGAAAUGUGCCUUAAAGCAGAUGUGGACAUGCUCCAGGGUGUGGAAGACACAAUGAAAAGGAGUCAGUUAAUGCAGCUGUACAUUCCCCAGCCUUUGGACCCACAGCUCAGUACAUGGACCAUCACUGGGAUGCUGGAAAGGCUUAACAGCUUCCGAGUGUAUAUUACGUUGGAUGGAAAAAUAAGAAACUGUUGCGUUCCUCUGAUUGAAGCCCUGAGACGUCUGCAAUGCGGUCCUGUCCAUCGAGAUGUGCCUUGGGACCCAGCACGUCCAGAGAACACUCCUACAUGGGGUGCUCAGACCUUCACCGCUGGCAAACACUACUGGGAGGUGAAUGUGGGAAACUCCUGUGACUGGGUUAUAGGGCUCUGCAAGGAGUCCUGGACAAGCAGGAAUGAUAUGCUGCUUAACUCUGAGGACAUUUUUCUACUUCUAUGUGUCAGUAAGGAUGGCCAUUUCAGUCUCUUUUCUACCUUCCCAUUCUUACCCCACUAUAUUCAAAGACCCCAGGGCUACAUAGGAGUAUUUCUAGAUUAUGAAUGUGGUAUGAUAAGCUUUAUUAAUGUUGCCAGAGGUUCCCUCAUUUGUAAUUUCCUCUCACGAUCUUUCUCUUUCCCUCUCAGACCUUUCAUUUGGUGUGGACCCAAAUGA
This is a messenger RNA of Budorcas taxicolor (takin), 1353 nucleotides long. RefSeq names its product tripartite motif-containing protein 77-like. Gene Ontology annotation, molecular function: zinc ion binding; protein binding. NCBI's taxonomy places the organism in Eukaryota, Metazoa, Chordata, Mammalia, Artiodactyla, Bovidae. The record is from RefSeq and is a predicted model, not a curated record. The coding region runs from base 1 to 1353 and encodes 450 amino acids. The transcript is spliced from 6 exons.